AUGGCGUCCUCCGCGUCCUCCUCCACCGAACGCAUCCGCCCCGUGGCCCCGCAGGAGGGCUCCCCCGCCCAGGCAAUCUACACGUCGGGCAUCAUCGACGAGGGCUCGUGCCUGCUGCGGGACUACAGCCUGCCGACGAUCCCGGAGAAGGAGGAUGGCGGGGUGGUGUUUCUGCGGUACUCGCUGGGCCGGUGGCACACGGUGCGCAUCGAGCGCGGGGACAUGAACGACGACGACGACGACGAGGUUGUGGUGGACGAGGACGAGGACACGUUCCGCAUCGUGCCCCUAAAAGAUCUGUAUAUCGCCGACACGAUGGUCAUUAGGAGCGCCAAUUUCCCGCCGGGGGAAGCGGACGGGAUCAGAGUUGUAAAGUUUACAGAGUGCUCCGUCAAGAUUGUCCAGGACUUCCUCAAAGCCAUCUCCGAGUUCAUGCGCAUCCCCGACAGCACGCUGAUCCCCGCCCCCGGCUCCCAAGACCCGCAGCCCCUCCUCGACUCGCCCAACCUCACCAAAUACGAAAGCUACGUCCCUGGCAAAGACUUUGUCACAGGUGUUUCCCUGCGCGCCUCUUUCCGGCCGCGUAAAUACCUGACGCUCUUCGCCGCCUUCCCAUACCUCGGCCUCGGCACCGCCAAUGGCACCGGCAGCUUGAGUCUGCGGCAGUACCGGUAUCUGGGGACCGCCUCACCCGAUGUGGAUGUGGGCGACUCGCGGAAGCGCAUUCUGGUGAACCAGGGGUGGUUCUUCAUUUUUGACAACAGCAACAUUGCAAUGUUCACCUCCGCCGACGAGGACUCUGCGCCGCUGUUCCCGUACCAGCGCCGUCUCGGUGGCUUCCACCUGCUCGUGCACAUGAUCGCCAACAUUCUCACCUCCUACGAAACCUCGCCGCUGCGCGAGUUCCGCAAGAAGGUCGCGCGACAAGAACUGCAUAUCCAAAGCCAACUCGCAAAAGACAUCCUCACCCCCGAAAAAAGCAUCAAAUCCACGCACACCACCGCCGAGCUCGAGGCCGAACAACGCAUCACCGAGGACCUGAUCGAGGCGUUCGAAGAAUCGCUCGCCGACAUUGCCAUCAUGAAGGAUGUCGUCCAGUCACAGAUCCAGAUCCUCGAGGACCUGCGUGAGAUCUUCCAGAACUCGUUUAAAUUCGAAAAGGGCGUUGGCCGGCCUCGGAACCACAGGAACGCCGUCAAGAUCCCAUAUAUUAUGGAUGGCAAGGAGCAGAUGCGCAAGGCGGUGGUGACGGUGGAUGCGGUGAUACGCGAGAGGAAGGAGUUUAAGGAGGAGCUGAGUGUGUGGUUGAAGGAUUUGAGGAAGUCGAAGAUCUUGACUUCACAUGAUAGCCAAACAGUCACAGCAAAAGAGGCAUUGAAACAGGGCGAAAUGAUGCAAAAAGCAAUCACACAGCAAGGCCAGACCAUCUCCGUCUUUACCCUCAUCACCACCAUCUUUGUUCCCCUCGGUUUCUUCACCAGCUACUUCGGCAUGAGUCUCUCCGACUGGAAAUCCUCCAUCACCACUCCCGCCGACUUCUGGGCCAUCGCUGGGCCCGUCACAUUCCUCAUCAUGCUGCUCAUGUCCUACUUCCUUUACGGCCCCGACGACUGGAUCAAAGAUGGUCUCGCGAGCAGCUUUCGCUGGACAACCCGUGUCUGGCGUCUCUGGCGACAGCCAAAGGGGCCCAAGGCAAAGACGCCGAGAACGCUGGAGUCUGCGCCGGGCCCGAGUCCGGGGUGGAAUAGGCUGUCGUCGAAUCGCUUCUCGUCAAUGAGUGGGAUGGGGCUGGAGAAAGCUGCGGGGCCAGAGGAGUCGUGA
Messenger RNA from Morchella importuna, 1821 nucleotides. RefSeq lists its product as uncharacterized. The coding region runs from base 1 to 1821 and encodes 606 amino acids. The record is from RefSeq and is a predicted model, not a curated record. Lineage: Eukaryota; Fungi; Ascomycota; Pezizomycetes; Pezizales; Morchellaceae. The transcript has 7 exons.